Messenger RNA from Cyclocybe aegerita, 933 nucleotides. NCBI's taxonomy places the organism in Eukaryota, Fungi, Basidiomycota, Agaricomycetes, Agaricales, Hemipholiotaceae. The record is from the annotation of a GenBank genome assembly.
AUGCUUCCUGCACCCGCUCCAUCGGCAAGUCGGGGCGAUAUCGUCCUCCAGCCGAACUACUUCACCUCUUCCGUCUAUGUCAGGGCUCUUAGAGACGACAUAUCCACACUUAUACUCCGGUACCAUGAGGCGUAUGCGCAGACGUCGAUGAAGCCCUUCACGCUAUUCAAGACGGUCUGGCUGCAGAUGGGCUGGAACUGGUUGCACUUCAAGGUGUUUGAUCAUCGGUCGCGACAGACGUUUCUGGAGGUGACAGCGCGAAUGUUUCUCGAACGGACGGUUAGAACAGAAGCUCCAUUCACGAGGGCGGUCGCUCUGUUCUCGCUGUACAUCUUUUUCUACACCCAAAUCAAGGAUCCAAUACCGGCUCUGCGAUCGAUUAGCAACAUCCCCAUCCCCUAUGAUCAUUACCUUUCCCUGACAACUAUGCCCGAAUGUUUGGCAACACCGCAUCUGGCACCUCUCCAGCCGCACGCCCGACACCUCUUGUCGCGGCUAUUUAAGGACCGGGUGUUCUUCAUCCUCCCCAAGAGCGACCUCGGGGCGAUGAACCCGAGAGAGCUGCCCAGGGAGCUAUAUGUGGAAGAUGGGUUCGGGUUCUCGGACGUGGCAGCGCAGAAACGCAAGGGCAGGCCUCCGCGAAGGGAGAAGGGGAAGAUGGCGAGGAUGGCGUUGGAAGAGCUGGAGGAGUGGGUCUCUAGGCCUGGACCAUCGAACGCAGGAGGAGAGAAUUUGGCAGAGUAUCAGGCGGCCAAGGCGUCCAUGAUGGAAGCUUUGAGUAAAGAUCCUACGUUUUCUUGUGAAGAUUUGACGCAGACUGUGCUAGAACGGUUGGAAGCAGCGGGUCGGAGCUCAGGCAAAAGCGAGCUUGGCCUUGAGCUGGUAAGGGAGGCACUGGCGGAUGGGGAAGGGAUAUUUCAUCUGCUUAGAUAA